AUGACAGGAGUUAAUGUGUUACUAAAUACUGAGAGUCCUUUGGAUCUACGGGUAAAGGAUAGGGUUAGCAACGUUCCUACGGUGGGUAUAGCGAGUGAUACACGAGGGUUUGUUAACAACAGAUUUGGGGUUUUGAGUGCAGCGUCCAUGGAUCUACCUUCAGAUCACAUAGAUGGGGAUGGUUUGAACCUUGGGCAUUCUAACGAUACUGAGGUUGUGGAGAAAUCUUCGAAUCAGGAAGAACGAAGGGCGGUAAAACCCUCAGACUUUCAACAAUUGGCCGAUCAUAUAGCGAUAUUGAAAGACCCAUCCUCAUCGAUAAUGACCUCGCCAUCUACCGCGGGUUCAUUAUUUUCAGCGCGAUGGUCAGAUCGUACGGAUUUUGAAACCCCUUUGUUUCAAAACCUACCUGAUAGUGUCCUGGUUGCUCGAAACAGGCUUGAUGGUAAGAAUCAGGAUGAGAAUCUUCUAGAUCGUCCUACAGAUGUAGGGCUGGAAGAAAAUACUGUCUCAGUCGAGGUGGUCCAAACUACUGAAGAGAUCCCAGUGCAGACGCCGAACCUCGGAGAUGUUGGUCGCGAAGAUAUGGCUUCCCGAAGGGGUGGGCUUUCAAAUUUCAGAGGAGGUAGAGGAGGUAGAGGGCAAGGAGGAGGCAGAGGUCAAGGCCCUUCGAAAUCCUGGGCUGAUGUGGCUGCAUCCUCAUCGAGAUCUAACAUCCCGUUGAGGUAUGUCCCCCCUAUUCGGAGUGAUGGCUAUGUUAGUGUGAGUCUCCUCCCAAGGCCCAACCCCUUAGAGAAAUGGGAUUCAUGUCUGGUAGGGUACUUCCUGGACAAAGGGGUGGCUUAUAAUUACUUGAAAAACAGUGCGUUUGUUUUAUGGAAAAAUAAGGGUUUGAAGGAAGUUCUAGCAAAUGGAGAAGGCUUUAGCUUCUUCAUUUUUGAAAGCCCUGAAUGUUGUAGUGCGGUCCUUGAAGGAGGGCCAUGGUACAUAGGGGGUUCUAACCUUUUUCUGAAAAAAUGGACUCGGAUGAUGAAGCUUUCGAAGGAAAAAUCUACUACUGUUCCAGUCUGGGCUAAGUUUUUCAAUGUGCCUUUUGAGUAUUGGGAUAGUGAUGGGUUGAGCCGGAUUGCAAGUGCCGUAGGUACUCCUCUGUUUAUGGAUCAACUCACUGAACAGGGGAGUAAAGUGUCCUUUGCCAGAGUCUACGUGGAGGUCGAAGCAACAUCCACUCUUCCAUCGAUGUUUAAAGUUAAUUGUGAAGAUGCAGAAGCUGUAGUAAAAGUCGAAUAUCAGGGUUUACCCCCUAAAUGCGACCACUGUGUAGUUUUUGGGCAUGACACUACCAAAUGUGUUAAGACUCAAGUGGCGGCCCUGUUAAACCUCCAGAAACAAACAGAAGACAACCCAGAUCCGGGAUGGGAAACUGUCAAAGCCAAGGGUAAGAGAAAGGUUGAUGUCCCUAAGACAGAUACUCCUGCAAAUUCAAAGGAGGAUGGCCUACCGAAAUCUGAUGUAAGGCAGAGUAUACAGCUAGAGCAUAUUCAGGAGGAGUCAGUGGAGAUUGAAGGGGAAAUUGAGGUUCAGAAAACCAUCCCAGCACCAUCAGCAGUGUCUACUCCAUCUGAGGGGGAGGUUGAGGUUCAAGAGAUAGAUGGCUUGAAGGCUUUGAAGAACAGUCUGAUGGAAAUUACCAGUUUGGUUCUUCCCAAUGAUGUAGAAUUGCGGGCUAAAGUGGAAAAUCUAGUGGAAACCACCCCUGGUAGUUCGGCCACUAAAAAGGCUCAAAUUGGCACUAAGGCAAAAGGAAGCUCCUCUGGCAAAGGAAACAAGAGCCAGAGGAAGAAACGCAGAGGAUUUAAUAAUCCUCAUCGACUGAAGGAGGUUAAAAUUUUUUUGUUAAAUGAAGACAUUAAAAUCUUGGGCAUUUUGGAAACGAAAAUAAAAGCUUUAAAUGAACAGCAGAUUGUUUCUGGUGUAAACAAUUGGCCCUUUUUGACUAACUCACAACCUACUAAAACUGGGAGGAUCUGCGUCUGCUGGGACCCAGCUUUUUGUAAGGUUACAUUGUUAUCAGCUUCUGACCAAUAUAUUUUUUGCGAAGUUCAUGAAUUUUCGUCUAAUAACAUAUUUAAAAUCUGUUUUGUUUAUGCUGAUAAUAAACCUGACAUUCGAAAAGAGUUUUUUGAGUUUUUGGCUACGACUUCCCAUUUGCAGUCCAAAACUCCUAUCAUGUUUCUGGGGGACUUCAAUGCUAUAAGAUACCCGUAUGAGAAAUCUGGGGGCUCUGCCAAUAAGAGAACUAGUGGGGAUUAUAUCGCAACCAAAAUUGAUAGAGUGCUGGUUAAUGAGGCUUGGCUGGAUACCUUUCCUGCCUCUUUUGCCACAUUUUUACCCUCUGGCAUAUCUGACCACUCUCCUGCUGUGGUUAAUGUUUCUGACAAGAAAUCUUCUUUUAAGAAAGCUUUUAAAUAUUUUGACUUUUGGGCCGACCAUAAGGACUUUAAUUCUGUGGUUUCUAGAGUUUGGAAUCAGUAUAUUUAUGGUGUUCCUAUGUAUAGGGUGUGCCAAAAAUUGAGAUAUUUGAAGCCUGAACUUAAGGCUCUGAACAAGAAAGACUUUAGUGACAUAACUACUAGAGUCCAAACCUCUAAGGGUGAGCUCUUCUCUGCUCAAUGUAAGCUGGAUAAGGAUCCGAGUAAUUAUGAGUUGCAGAAAAUUGAGCGCACUAUCUUUAAGCAGCAUGUUGACCUCCUGGCUGUUGAAGAGAGUUUGGCUCUCCAGAAAUCUCGUGUCCAGUGGCUUAGCCAGGGGGAUAGAAAUAGUAGCUUCUUUUUCAAAACCAUUAAGGGUAAUAUCAAUAGGGGUAAGAUUUUGAAUCUGGAGUUGAUGGAUGGCCAAAAAUCUUCUAAAAUAGAGGACAUCCAGAAUGCAUUCACAAACUUUUUCUCUGGUUUGUUUGGUACCCCGUUUGAUGACCAGUAUCAUGGUUUUGCUAGAAUUCAGUCCCUGGUUAAGACCCGUGUUUCUCCUGAUCAAUCUCUUUUGCUUGCGAGCCCUGUGACUGACCAAGAGAUCAAGGAUACUUUUUGGUCUCUUAAGACCAAUAAGGCUCCCGGUCCUGACGGUUUCUCUGCGGGUUUUUUUAAGUCAACGUGGGCUAUUGUUGGAAGAGAUGUUAUCCAAGCCAUUAGAACGUUCUUUGAGUCUGGCAAGCUUCUGUCUGAAGUUAAUAGCACAAUCAUUGCUCUCAUUCCCAAAGUCCCCAACCUUGCGAAAGUGGGUGACUUCAGGCCUAUUUCUUGUUGCAACACCAUCUAUAAGUGCAUUGCCAAGAUCAUAGCUAACAGGAUUAAAUCCGUUCUCCCUGAUCUUAUUGACCCUGUUCAAUCCGCUUUUGUUCAGGGUCGGAGAAUUUCUGAUAAUAUCGUCCUAUCUCAAGAGCUUAUGAGGGGGUACCAUAGGCAUUCCCCUACUCCGAAGUGUGCUAUGAAGGUGGAUAUCAUGAAAGCUUAUGAUAGCGUGAGAUGGGAUUUUAUACUUGAUAUUCUCAAGGCUAUGGCCUUUCCUCCUGUCAUGAUCUCUUGGAUCAAGGCCUGCAUCACUAGCCCUUCCUUUUCAAUUUGUAUCAAUGGUAGCCUUCAUGGCUAUUUUAAAGGAGCUAGAGGUCUUAGACAAGGUGACCCUAUGUCCCCUUACUUAUUUGUUUUGGCCAUGGAAAUCCUGGCCAAAAUCUUGGCGGAGAAAGCUAAGCACCCUCUUUUUAAGUUUCAUUGGAAGUGCGACAAGACUAAAAUUAUCAAUCUUUGCUUCGCGGAUGAUCUUAUGAUCUUUAGUAGGGGUGAUGCCUCUACUGUUAAGCUCAUUAUGGAAGGCCUUAAGGAGUUUUCAUCCUUGUCUGGCCUAAUUCCUAAUCCCAGCAAAAGUAACAUCUACUUUUCUGGUUGUGAUAUGGAGUUGAGAGCUUCUAUUCUUGAGAUUGCUAAGUUUAAUGAAGGGACUCUUCCUGUUAGGUACCUUGGUGUCCCCUUAAUUACCACGAAGUUGAGGGCUGCUGAUUGUGGUCCUCUCAUUGAUAGGAUCACCAAAAGAGUGAAGAGUUGGACCAAUAGAGCUUUAUCUUACACUGGUAGAAGCCAGCUCAUUCAAUCCAUUCUCUUUUCUAUGCAAGUGUACUGGUCCUCCCUUUUCAUCCUCCCCAAGAAGGUCAUUAGGGAGAUUGAUAGUAUUCUUAAAGCCUUCCUUUGGUCUGGAACUGAUCUUAAAACUCAUAGUGCCAAAAUUGCCUGGGAUUCUGUGUGUGCUCCGAAAAAUGAGGGAGGUUUGGGCUUUAAAUCUUUAGAUAUUUGGAAUAGAGCGGCCAUAGCUAAACACAUUUGGUUUUUGUUCUCUGGGGGUGAGGGAUCUAUGUGGUGUCAGUGGGUCAAAUCUUACUUAUUAAAGGGGAAGAGUUUCUGGAUAGUUAAGGUUCCUAAUGACCCCUCUUGGGUGUGGAGAAAAUUAUUGUCUCGUAGGAAGUGGGUUUCCCCACUGAUUAAGCAUAAGAUUGGGUGUGGGGACACCACUUUCCUUUGGUUUGAUAAUUGGCAUCCCAUUGGUCCUCUUUGGAACAAAUUCGGGGAUAGAAUUAUUUAUGACUCUGCCCUUAACAGUGAUACAAAAGUCAGUAAAAUCAUUGAUGGGUCUUCUUGGAAGUGGCCUUUUCCCAAUUCUUGGGAAAUUCAGGAGCUAAUCUCCUCUACUCCUGUGUGUUUUCUUCCUAAUCCUUCCAGCACUGAUCAAGCUAUUUGGAAUCUUACCACUGAUGGUAAGUUUUCCAUUCAAUCAGCCUGGAAUCAUUGGAGAAAGAAAUUCGAUAAAGUGGUUUGGCAUAAGCUUAUGUGGGGCCCUCACAGAAUCCCUAAAGUCAGCUUCAUUGUUUGGGUGGCUCUCCACAACAGACUUUACACUGGUGAUAGGCUCCGUAUGUUUGGCCUGUCCACUAGCUCUCAAUGCCCCUUUUGCCACCACCUGGAGGAAAGCCACUCUCAUCUAUUCUUUGAAUGCAUCUUCUCUAGUAGAGUCUGGAGUGCCAUUGAAGUCGCUUGUAACAUUAAGUGGCCUGUCCUUGGCUGGCCUGAGAGUGUUACUUUUGCUUCUAAGGAGACUAAAGGCAACUCUUUGAGGGUGAAUAUCAUUAGUAAUGCAUUCUUGUGUUUUGUUUACAUGAUCUGGAUUGAGAGAAAUAACAGAAUUUUUAACAAAGAGCUAAAACCUGAAGAGGUGGUCAUUAAAUCUGUUAUCCAAAUGGUUAGAAAUAGAAUGCUGUCAAUUAAGAAUAUUCCUAGAUCCAAUGGUUACAAUUGGUUUCUUGAUAAAUGGAGUUUGCCGGAGACAAUUCUGAAGCCCCAUAGCAUCAGAAAUGGGAGGGCUGCUGAGUGA
Molecule: messenger RNA, 5418 nt
Organism: Camellia sinensis
Lineage: Eukaryota; Viridiplantae; Streptophyta; Magnoliopsida; Ericales; Theaceae
Source: RefSeq, a predicted model, not a curated record